Paramecium tetraurelia is the source of this 591-nucleotide messenger RNA. RefSeq lists its product as uncharacterized. The record is from RefSeq and is a predicted model, not a curated record. Gene Ontology annotation, molecular function: starch binding. Lineage: Eukaryota; Ciliophora; Oligohymenophorea; Peniculida; Parameciidae. The transcript has 3 exons.
AUGCCAUUGGUUUCAUUCAAUAUAGAAAUCACUCUAAAAUACGGAUAGGCUUUGUACCUGGCCAAUUCUCAAUGUGACUGGGUUGUAGAUAAAAUGUGUCGGAUGACUUGUGCCUAGGAUUCUUUCUGGUAAUUCUCAUUGGAGGUCAAUCUAAAUCCUUUCGAGUACAAAUAUGCAAUUGGUGAUUACUUUCUGUAGAAUUAAAGUGAUCUUCAUUGGGAGAGAGGUCCGAAUCGAAUUUUGAAUUGGAACAAUGAAAAAUGCAUUACUAUAAAGAAUAAGUGGGAGCAAAGGAAAAUUUCAUUUUUUUUGUAAGCCAAUUCCAAAACGACUGUCGCCAUCUUGAUGAGCAAUUAUAAUUCACUACAAAAAAGAUUAAAAAAAAAUAAAGAUAUAAAUAAUAGCUCGAAAGUGUUCUGCACGAGUCUAUAUGUCGAUGUAAGUGAAAUCGCCCAAGGGAUAGAAAUUUAGUAUUACCUUCUGAUACAGAGGAGAUGUAUAUAAAAAAAAUAAAUUUCAAGAUCCAAGCGAGCUCAUUAGUAAGCCUAUAAAUUUGAAUCUUUCUAACUAAUUUUGGUUUCAUUAAAAUGA